This is a messenger RNA of Cuscuta europaea, 853 nucleotides long. Lineage: Eukaryota; Viridiplantae; Streptophyta; Magnoliopsida; Solanales; Convolvulaceae. The record is from the annotation of a GenBank genome assembly.
GACUUCACCAGUUCUGAAAGGGUGGAACGGAAAACUCCUGAGAGAUAGAGAAUUGCUGGAAAUAGAGACUGGCGAGUUUGGAUGGAGUAAGUUGAAGGGCCAGUGAAUAUUGAAGGGUGUUUCCAGAAGAAUGAUUUGAAUACAGAAAAAGAAACGGAUGGGGAAGGUGCAAGUGUUGUAUGAGUAUGGCAGAAGUGUUGUGAGAGAUUCAAUUCUAUGAAGUUCAAGGAAAUUUCUUCAAAAAACCUACACAAUAGAGAAGCAAGUGAUGAUAAAAGUGGGCAUGGGAGAAAAUCAUAUGCCCAAUAUAUGCACGAAAAAAAUGAUCCAGAAACUGGUGAGCAGUACUCAGCUCUUGAAAAUUGGAAAGAUCAACGUUUGACUCGUAGUGGCGAAUGGAGAACAAAAGAAGCACAUGAAAAAUAUACUCAAAUGAGCGAAGAGUACCAAACACAGCUAGGACAAACAGGGUCAUCAUCUUCAAUAAAUGAGAUUGAUAUUAUGCACCGGAACUUGAGAAGAUAUCGCGGACGCUAAAGCGGAGUGGGUCCUACCCUAUCAAAGGGUGCAUCUCGACAAGUGGAAGAUGUCGCUACUUCAACAUUCCAAGACCACCGGGAUGUUCAAAUAAGUGAAUUGAAGGCAAAUCAAGAGUUGAUGCAAGCAAAUCAGGAGUUGAUGCUUCGUGCCCUACAACAAUUUAUUCGUGGCUUUCAACUUCCUUCACGCAGCUCCGCAAAUGAUGUUCCUUCGACAUCAAGUGCUAACCAACUUGAUCAGAGUCUCGAUGAAGAUGAUCAAGAUUGAUAAUAUCGAGUUGAAUAUGCUUUUUACUUGGUUAAGAUGAACAUGA